AUGGCCAAGGGCGAGGUGGAGGAGAGCCGCGCCGACUGGGUGGCCGUGGAGGCGCAGUUCCAGAAUGGCGAGGGCGGCGCGAACCAGCCCGCCAAGGCCAAGACGGCCUACAUGUUCUUCCAGAAGCACGCCAUGGACGCCGUCAAGAGCGACCUGCAGGCGCGCGCGGCCGAGCGCAACGAGCCCAUGGAGCUGGGCAGCAUCUCCAAGGAGAUCAGCGCGCGCUGGGCGCAGCUGUCGGCGGGCGAGCGCGAGGAGUUCGUGGAGCUGGCGGCGGCGGACAAGAAGCGCUACGACGACGAGUGCCGCGCGCGCGACGAAGAGGUCGAGCGUGAGCGCGCCAGGAAGCGCGAGGAGCUCUACGGCGCCGUGGAGGGCAAGCGCGAGCGCAAGAAGACGAAGCCCAAGCGCCAGCCGCGCGAGCUCACGGAGAAGCAGCUUGAAGCCAAGAGACUGAGACAGGAGAUCCGACAGCAGGAGAUCGACGAGCGCGACGAGCUCAAGGCCGAGGAGAAGCGCCAGAAGGACGAGCUCGCCAAGAAGAAGUCCGAGAUCGCGUCGGCCAGACUCAAGUACCUGCUCUCUCAGAGCGACAUCUUCGCGCACUUCAGCGGCCAAGUGAAGAACAAGAAGGGUAAGAAGGGCGCGGCCUUGGACGCCGAUGCCGACGCCGAGACGGGAGACGGGAAGGGCAAGAAGAAGGGCAAGAAGCGCGCCAACGACGAGGAAGACGAGAUGGACUCGUCCCACCACGUGGGCGUGCGGCUCACCAAGCAGCCGUCCGUGAUCAAGUUCGGCACCAUGCGCGCGUAUCAACUGGAAGGACUGAGCUGGAUGGUCAACCUUGCCCACCAGGGCAUCAACGGUAUCCUGGCUGAUGAAAUGGGUCUCGGUAAGACCCUGCAGACGAUCUCGGUGCUGGCCUACUUCUACGAGUUUGAGAACGUUACCGGCCCGCACAUUGUGCUGGUGCCCAAGUCCACGCUGAGUAACUGGCUGGCGGAGUUCGAGCGCUGGUGCCCGUCGCUGCGUGCUGUCAAGUUCCACGGCAACAAGGAGGAGCGUCAGCGCGUUGUGCAGGAGGUGCUGUGCCCUGGUCUGCCCGACAGCAAGCGCAAAUUCGACGUGUGCGUGACUACCUUCGAGAUGUGCCUGAAGGAGAAGACGGCGCUGUGCAAGUUUGCGUGGAGAUACCUUAUUAUCGAUGAGGCUCACCGUAUCAAGAACGAAAGCUCCCAGUUCUCGACUGUCGUACGUAUGCUGGACACGGAGCACCGCUUGCUGCUGACGGGCACGCCGCUUCAGAACAACCUGCACGAACUGUGGGCCUUGCUCAACUUCUUGCUGCCGGAUGUGUUCGCAUCCUCGCAGGAAUUCGACGACUGGUUCAACCUUGACGUGGACGAUGACGAAGCCAAGAAGCAGAUGAUCAGCCAGUUGCACAAGAUUCUCCGUCCGUUUAUGCUGCGUCGUCUGAAGGCGGAUGUCGAGAAGAGUCUCCCGCCGAAGAAGGAAACGCUGCUGUUCGUGGGCAUGUCUGAGAUGCAGAAGGUGCUGUACAAGUCGCUGUUGCUGCGUGAUAUGAACACGAUCAUGGGCGGAGCGGGCGGUGUGUCCAAGAGCGCCCUGCAGAACAUUGUCAUGCAGUUGCGAAAGUGCUGUGGCCACCCGUACCUGUUCGAAGGCCAGGAAGACCGAACUCUCGAUCCGCUUGGAGAGCACGUCGUGGAUAACUGCGGUAAAAUGGUGUUGAUGGACAAGCUGCUGAAGAAGCUGAAGCAGCGGGGCUCUCGCGUUCUGAUCUUCACUCAGAUGACUCGUGUUCUGGACAUCAUGGAGGAUUUCUGCCGCAUGCGCCAGUAUGACUACUGCCGUAUCGAUGGUCAGACCUCCUACGAAGAUCGUGAAAGCUCCAUCGAUGAGUAUAACAAGCCGAACUCGUCCAAGUUCCUGUUCCUGUUAUCUACGCGUGCAGGCGGUCUUGGUAUUAACCUGUACACAGCUGACGUUGUGAUUCUGUAUGAUUCCGACUGGAACCCGCAAGCCGACUUGCAGGCCCAGGACCGUGCGCAUCGUAUCGGUCAGAAGAAGGAAGUGAAUGUGUACCGAUUGGUUACCACUGACUCGGUGGAGGAGAAGAUCAUUGAGCGCGCGCAGCAGAAGCUGAAGCUGGAUGCUAUGGUGGUGCAGCAAGGCCGUCUGCAAGAAAAGCAGGCCAAACUUUCGAAGAAUGAUAUGCUGGAGAUGAUUCGCUUCGGUGCUGACCAAGUGUUCCGCACCACGGACUCGACCAUUACCGAUGAAGAUAUUGACGCAAUUCUUGCCAAGGGUGAGCAGCGCACCGAGGAAAUGAAGCAAAAGAUGCAGGCGCACGAUAAGGGUGACAUGCUUGACUUCAAGCUUGACGGCGGAGGUUGCCAGAACCAUGACGGUGUCGAUUACUCGAACGAGAAGGAACGUCAGGAGGAGCUGAAGCGUCUUGCGGAUGCCGAGCUUGCGAGGCAGAUGGCCGAGGGCAUGGGCAAGCGUGAACGCCGCACUGUUCUUCGUAGCAAUCACGUGUCGCUCGAAAGUAAGCAUAGGUCGAAGCAGAAGCAAUUGCCCAAGGCUUUGCGCUUGCCUCGCAUGGACGAGUGGCAAUUCUACAACCGCAAGAGGCUGAUUGAGCUGCACGAGAUCGAGUGUGCGAACUACGAGCAAGCCAAGGCGGAAAUGGAGAAACCGCCUCUUCCGCCGCACGCUCAGUACCUCACUGAGGAGCAGCUUAAGGAGAAGGAGCAGCUGUUGUCCGAGGCUUACGGCGAUUGGAACAAGCCCCAAUUCUUCCUGUUCAUCAAGUUGCUCGCUCGUUAUGGCCGCGGAAACAUCGAAGCGGUGGCCCGCGAAAUGAUGAAGCCGCUUGAAGAGGUUGAGCGCUACUCGAAGAUUUUCCUUGCCCGUGGACAGGAUGAGCUGAGUGACUGGCACAAAAUCAUGAAGUCUAUUGAAAAGGGCGAGUCGAAGCUGCUCGAAAUCGAGCGUUUGACCGAGGAAACGGCUCGUAAGGUGAAGCGGUACGCGAACCCGUGGGAGGACAUGCCGAUCAACUACCAGGGUAAGGGUGGUAAGGUUUUUACCGAAGAGGAAGACCGUGUGUUGUUGUGUCUUGUCAACCAGUUUGGCUACGGAGCGUGGGACCGCAUCAAGCAGGAAAUCUGCAGCAUGGAGAUGUUCGCUUUCGACUAUUACCUUCGCUCUCGCACGGCGGCUGAGAUUGGUCGUCGGUGUGACUCGUUGAUGCGCAUUUGCGGGAAGGACAACGCCGACCUGGAGAUUCGUGAGAAGAAGGAGCACGAUGCUCGCCACGUUUUGCAAGAGCAGCGCGAGAAGCUUGACCGCCAACUUGCCGCAGCACGUGCCGAUGUGAAGCAGCACCAAUCUCGCGUGGAUGAGUUGAUUAUGAAGGAGGCUAAGCGCAUGCAGAUGCAACGUGAAGCCAAGCGCGCGAAGAAGCGCAAGGAGCGCGACCAGAACGAAGAGAUGGUGGACCAGCACACGGAGGCGCUGGUGUCGUUCUUGCUUAAGGCAACGAGCAUGGAUGCGGCCAAGGUCGCGCUCGACUUCAGUGCUAAGAUUCGUGAGGAGAAGCAUGAAGAGCUGCAGCCGUCGUAUGUGCUCAAGAAGAUUCGCCAGGUCGCUGAACAGGACGAGAGAGCCACCAAGGGCGCUUUGGCCUGGACGAUCAAGGAGGAGUUCGCGAAUUUCGGCUUGAAGAAGGAGAGCAAGGUGCUCAAGCAAGAGCACAUGACAGACGUAAGCGGCUCAAGCUCGACACCUGUUAAAUCCGAGGACAAGAGCCGUCUGCCCAGGUCGCCGUGGUCUCCGACGGCAAUGAAGCACCAGCAAAAGGUCAAGAAGGAGAAAAAGGUCAAGAAGGAAGGCAGCUUGAACCGUGUGCGUAAACCUCGCACUGCGUACGUGCUGUACAGUCUCGCCUCCCGGGUCGAAGUGAAGAAGUCGCUGGGCGAGAACGCGCAGAUGGUCGAGGUCAUGCGCGUGAUCUCGCAGAACUGGAAGGAGAUGAGUCCCGAAGACAAAGCGCCAUGGGUGGAUGCAGCGAGGGAGGAUGAGCUGCGCUACGAGAACGAGAUGAACGAGACGACGGCGUAA
This is a messenger RNA of Phytophthora sojae, 4149 nucleotides long. RefSeq lists its product as hypothetical. Gene Ontology annotation, cellular component: chromatin; nucleus. The coding region runs from base 1 to 4149 and encodes 1382 amino acids. NCBI's taxonomy places the organism in Eukaryota, Oomycota, Peronosporomycetes, Peronosporales, Peronosporaceae. Gene Ontology annotation, biological process: nucleosome organization; regulation of transcription by RNA polymerase II. The record is from RefSeq and is a predicted model, not a curated record. Gene Ontology annotation, molecular function: ATP hydrolysis activity; DNA binding; histone binding. The transcript is spliced from 2 exons.